AUGACGCUUCGAAGACUAGUCUCUGGCUUGCUGUUGAGCCUUUUUCUCCCCCAGACAGUCAGUUCUGGGAAGAACUGCGAUCAUCCUAAUGCCCGCGUGAACAUCGAGCCAUUCGAGAUCAAGGAUCGCUUUGUCAAGUAUGAAGCAGUCGUAACUUCUGACACGAAUCCGCCCUACGCUACCUCUACAAUCACCGUGCCUUUAGAAACUAUCACCACCACAAAAACUGAGAACAAGAGUAUGACUGAGUUCUUUCUUGACGCUGGAUGUGUCGUCUCGAGUGGCUCUUCCAUCUACACCUUGACAGCCUCAGCAACUGUUACUCAAGACGCCGCCACUUCGGUCUCUUUCUGGGAUCCAUUAAAGAAAUCGCUUGGAACCGGGUCGAUCCAACCUUUCGCCUCCAAACAGACUGGUACUCAUUCCGCUGUCGACCCGAACAAGUUCAGAGACUACAAUGAUCGUCCGAUAUCAAGACAUUCAUGA
Molecule: messenger RNA, 486 nt
Organism: Diaporthe citri
Lineage: Eukaryota; Fungi; Ascomycota; Sordariomycetes; Diaporthales; Diaporthaceae
Exons: 2
Coding region: 1-486 (161 amino acids)
Source: RefSeq, a predicted model, not a curated record